Messenger RNA from Saccharomyces eubayanus, 288 nucleotides. It is a transcript of the gene MRPL39, whose product is annotated as mitochondrial 54S ribosomal protein bL33m. NCBI's taxonomy places the organism in Eukaryota, Fungi, Ascomycota, Saccharomycetes, Saccharomycetales, Saccharomycetaceae. The transcript has a single exon. The coding region runs from base 1 to 288 and encodes 95 amino acids. Gene Ontology annotation, biological process: translation. The record is from RefSeq and is a predicted model, not a curated record. Gene Ontology annotation, cellular component: mitochondrion.
AUGGUUAACUGUUCCCCUUCGGUAUGGAGCAAUAAAAAUACGACACCACAAUCAUCUUCGUAUAUAUGUGCUGAAAUGGUAAAAGUCAAGUCCAAGAACAGUGUUAUCAAGCUAUUAUCCACUGCGGCGAGUGGGUAUUCUCGUUACAUAUCGGUAAAGAAAGGUGCACCUUUAGUCACUCAAGUCAGAUACGAUCCUGUAGUGAAACGUCAUGUGCUUUUCAAAGAAGCAAAGAAAAGAAAAGUGGCAGAAAGGAAACCAUUGGAUUUCUUACGAACAGCCAAGUGA